Trichoplax adhaerens is the source of this 1005-nucleotide messenger RNA. RefSeq lists its product as uncharacterized. Gene Ontology annotation, cellular component: membrane. Gene Ontology annotation, biological process: G protein-coupled receptor signaling pathway. Bases 1 to 1005 code for a protein of 334 amino acids. NCBI's taxonomy places the organism in Eukaryota, Metazoa, Placozoa, Uniplacotomia, Trichoplacea, Trichoplacidae. The record is from RefSeq and is a predicted model, not a curated record. The transcript has a single exon. Gene Ontology annotation, molecular function: G protein-coupled receptor activity.
AUGGCUAGUACUAAUUCUUCGCAAAACAAUCAAACACUGGAUGAGACACUGUCUGUUGCCGCUCAAGUUUUAGCCAUCGAAAAUACAAUAACCUUGAUCAUCGCUAUAAUAGUUAUUGCAAUUAAUUUUUUGGGCCUAAGUUUUGUUUUAUUUCACAAAACAUUAAGAAAUCGUGAAGUUACAUUCAUUAGCAAUAUAUUUACUUCCAGUAUUGGAACAGGAAUUAUUCAUCUAAUUCUGAUAGCCCAAUUGAAAAUAGAUAUGCUAUCUGCCUUAGCAGUGCAAAAUGCAUUUGUAGGAGCAUUUAAUUGGCAAAUCACCAUGCUAACUGUUCAUCGCUUUCUGCGAGUCUAUAUUCCAUUAAAAUAUAAACGAAUUAUGACUACUACUAUUAUCGUAUCUAUUAAUAUCAUCGCAUGGUUAAUCCCCUUUAUUGCUUCAUUCCUUCUGAUCAAAGUUUGGUAUAUCCUCGAUCAAUCGCCAAGUGGGAUUUUAGCCGUUCAGUGGUUACUAUUCUUAUUUAUGUAUUUUAUACCAUGUAUUAUUACACUCUCCCUCUAUAUGUGGAUUUUAUACCUCGUUGUUAGCUACAGCAAGACAGCAAAACAACUAACCACAACUGUACGUAAAAAUAAUCGUGCUUAUUAUCAGGUGGUAUUGAUCACUAGUUUCUAUUUGAUAUGUUGGUUACCUUUCUGUAUCUAUUACAUGAUUCGAUCAUCGAUAUUGCUACCUUCAAAAGUUAAAGAAGCCAUUCAAAUUGGUUUACGAAUAUUACCUUACAUUCACACAGCCUUGAAUCCAAUAUUUUAUACCUUAUUUACUGGUUCAUUGAAACACGAAGUUCAGCAAGCUUUAAUGAAAGGGCAACGACGAUUAACUAUUAGUAUACUACGCCGCCAACGUUAUGAUGCUAAUAUUGGAGAUUCAACUAAUACUAAAGCAUCUGCUUAUUUGGCGUCUACUGUGCGAUUUUCAAGAGGAAAAGUUAACCCUACGUAUUAA